UGAAAAGCCAGCAGAUUCCAGCGCCCCCGUCCCACUCCACCUCCAUCCCCACGCUAAAUUAAACGAAGCCCCGGGAGAUUCGUCUCCACCUCCUCCUCUUCCCCUUCCGCAGUUCCGCCCGCCGAAACCCUAGCCCGCCUCGCCGCCGGCGAUGGCCGCAUGAGUGCAUGACCGAUGCGCCACCGCGGAACCGCCUGCCGCCCAGCAUCGCGAAGCCCGUCGCCGCCGCAGCCGUCGUCGUAGCGGCGCUCGCGUCCUCCUUCCUCGCCCUCCCGCAUCCGCGCGCUGCACCGGUCGCCGCGGGAUCCAGGUUCCUCAUGUCGAAGGCGAGGGUCUACACCGACGUGAACGUCAUCCGCCCCAAGGAGUACUGGGACUACGAGGCGCUCACCGUCAAUUGGGGUGAGCAGGAUGACUAUGAAGUUGUCAGGAAAGUUGGAAGAGGUAAAUAUAGUGAGGUCUUUGAAGGCAUCAAUGUUAACAAUAACGAGAAAUGCAUCAUUAAGAUCCUUAAGCCUGUCAAGAAAAAGAAGAUCAAAAGGGAGAUCAAAAUACUUCAGAAUCUCUGUGGAGGUCCAAAUAUUGUGAAGCUGCUUGAUAUUGUCAGAGAUCAGCAUUCAAAGACCCCGAGCUUGAUCUUUGAAUACGUCAACAACACAGAUUUCAAAGUUUUGUACCCCACGUUGACGGAUUAUGACAUCCGCUACUACAUAUACGAGCUACUCAAGGCUCUAGAUUACUGCCACUCCCAAGGCAUUAUGCAUCGAGAUGUCAAGCCCCAUAAUGUAAUGAUAGACCAUGAGCUUCGAAAACUUCGCUUGAUAGACUGGGGCUUGGCUGAGUUCUACCAUCCAGGCAAGGAGUAUAAUGUCCGUGUUGCAUCAAGGUAUUUCAAGGGACCUGAACUUCUCGUUGAUUUACAAGACUACGAUUAUUCUUUGGACAUGUGGAGUCUUGGUUGCAUGUUUGCUGGAAUGAUAUUUCGCAAGGAACCAUUCUUCUACGGUCAUGACAACCAUGAUCAACUUGUGAAGAUUGCAAAGGUGCUGGGAACAGAUGGGCUGAAUGCUUAUUUGAACAAGUACCAUAUUGAGCUUGACCCUCAACUUGAAGCUCUUGUUGGAAGGCAUAGUAGGAAACCCUGGUCAAAGUUCAUUAAUGCUGAUAACCAACAUCUAGUUUCGCCUGAGGCCAUAGAUUUUCUUGAUAAGCUUCUACGCUACGAUCACCAAGAUAGGCUUACUGCACGUGAAGCUAUGGCACAUCCCUACUUCCUUCAAGUCAGAGCAGCGGAGAUCAGCAGGACACGCCCACAAUAAUCUUCGUGUACGACCUCUAAAUGGAGCUGUUGCUAAUUCUGUUGCUAAUUAUUCUGUAAGCAACUUGCUCCAGCUAUUUGCACCAUGACAGUGAUUCAGAUAGUACGAGUUGCAUUGUAUGGGAGAGCCCUUUAUAUCUUUAAACUUGGGAACACUGUGCUUUAUUCCGCUAAUUGUGCUCGAGGGAUGCGAUGGCAUGCAUAUAAUCUUUUCCGCAACGGGGGCAUCGUGAUCUUGACUAAUUGUAGAACACGAUUACAGCCCUAAGAUGAAUGUUGUAUUAUGGCGUGGUAUUGUGUAUGCAAGAUUCUUUUUUGGGAUUCUUGUGAUAGUAGUAAACUGCAAUGAAAUAUUCUCAGACGGAGGGGUAUUGAGAUUAUAUUUCAUUAUUUUUUGAGAAAAAACGUUUUGCUUAUUAUUAUAUGGCUAAUACUUAAA
Molecule: messenger RNA, 1757 nt
Organism: Phragmites australis (common reed)
Lineage: Eukaryota; Viridiplantae; Streptophyta; Magnoliopsida; Poales; Poaceae
Product: casein kinase II subunit alpha-2-like
Exons: 10
Coding region: 168-1319 (383 amino acids)
Biological process (GO): protein phosphorylation
Cellular component (GO): nucleus; protein kinase CK2 complex; cytosol
Molecular function (GO): protein serine/threonine kinase activity; ATP binding
Source: RefSeq, a predicted model, not a curated record